This is a messenger RNA of Anisakis simplex (herring worm), 909 nucleotides long. The record is from the annotation of a GenBank genome assembly. Lineage: Eukaryota; Metazoa; Nematoda; Chromadorea; Rhabditida; Anisakidae.
AUGCUUCUCAAAGGAUUUUGUGGACUGCGUGUUCUCUUAAAACCGAACAAGUCAAAUUGCAGAACGAAGCAACGUUGUUGUUAUGAUGUACCAGGUCUAAUAUUCGCAGUCGGAGGUCUCACCAAUACGGGUGAUUCAUUGUCAACUGUGGAAAUGUUCGAUCCCACCACAAUGAUGUAUAAAGGUAAGUGGACGUGUGUGGAGCCGAUGAAUUCGAUUCGUUCGCGCGUGGGUGUUGCGGUGAUGAAUCGUCAGUUGUACGCGAUCGGUGGUUUUAAUGGUCACGAUCGCUUGAAGACUGUCGAAGUUUUUGAUCAUGAGAGCAAUAAGUGGCGAGAGGUGUGCCCAUUGACAAACAAACGGUCAGCGCUCGGUGCAGCUGUGGUCAAUGAACGUCUUUACGUAUGCGGUGGCUACGAUGGCAUUUCAUCGUUAUCCUCAGUUGAAGUGUACAAUGCAAACGCCGAUAAGUGGUCGAUGACUACGCACAUGCACAAACAACGUUCCGCAGCUGGAAUCGCGGUUCUUGAUAACUUUAUUUAUGUGAUCGGUGGGCAUGACGGGAUGUCAAUAUUCAAUUCGGUUGAACGUUUCAAUGUGGAAACUGGUGAAUGGCAACUUGUAAAACCAAUGGGAAGUAAACGUUGUCGACUCGGGGCAGCCGCACUGCGUGGAAAAAUCUAUGUUUGUGGAGGUUAUGAUGGAUGUCAGUUUCUGAAAAGUGUCGAAGUGUACGAUCCGGAUGAAGAUCAGUGGUCUCCAUUAUCACCAAUGCAUCUGAAACGAUCACGAGUGUCACUCGUAUCGAACGCUGGCACGUUGUAUGCAAUUGCUGGNGCGGCAAGUAUGAUUGCCCACGAGGGUGGUGUGGGUAUUGGCGUUAUACCGAUAUCACCGGAUAAAUUGUAA